Messenger RNA from Hyla sarda, 1840 nucleotides. RefSeq names its product ess-2 splicing factor homolog (gene ESS2). Bases 104 to 1549 code for a protein of 481 amino acids. The transcript has 10 exons. Gene Ontology annotation, cellular component: catalytic step 2 spliceosome. Lineage: Eukaryota; Metazoa; Chordata; Amphibia; Anura; Hylidae. The record is from RefSeq and is a predicted model, not a curated record.
GCGGACGGCGGGGCAGCAGGCUCAUUUUCCAGUGAUUUCCGCUUCUGGUCACAACAUCCUGUAGUUUCAUGCUAUGUGAGUCGUUGUGCUGCCGUAAUCCAGGAUGGCUGCUCCGGGACCGGAGAGUUCGCUCUCUGGGCCGCUAGUAACGCGAAAACCAGAAUCCUCGGCUCUCGCUGUGCCCGGACAGAACCCGGGGGAUGCCGGCAUUACGAAGCCGAAAAAGAAGGUGCUGAGUGAGGAGACGUACAUCCAGACCAUGCAGAAAAUCAUUCAGAGAGAUUUCUUCCCGGAUGUGGAGAAACUCCGAGCGCAGAAAGAAUAUUUGGAGGCAGAAGAGUCUGGGGACCUAGAAAAAAUGAGGCAAAUUGCUAUUAAGAUUGGCACUUCUGGGAGAUGUUCUCGAGAAUCCCCUUUACCCUAUGUGACACCUGCUACAUUUGAGACUCCUGUUGGGGUUCCUGGAACACCCUCAUUUACAACUAAACAUAAAGAAGGGGAGGAAGGAGACAGUGAGAAAACUGAGGAGGAUGGUGACAAGCUUCCAAGCCUAGACAACUUUUUAGCCAAACACACAAGUGAGGACAAUGCCUCUUUUGAACAGAUAAUGGAGGUGGCAAAAGAGAAGGAACGAGCUAAGAAUUCCUGGCUUUAUGAAGCUGAGGAAGAGUAUAAGCAGAGGCUUCAAAGUAAUCUUGCCCUCCCCUCUGUUGAAAUGCAAGCUAUUCAGGAUGUGAAAGCAGGUCUGGAUACCUGGGAGUACAAAACACACAAUUCUCUCAUGUACUAUCCUGAAGGUGUACCAGACAAUGAUGCUAUAUUCAAGAAACCCCGGGAAGUAGUUCAUAAAAACACACGUUUCCAGAAAGAUCCCUUCAGUCAAGCUUUGAGUAAAACACAACUCCAGCAGGCAGCGGCCUUAAAUGCACAGUACAAACAAGGGAAAGUUGGUCCUGAUGGAAAGGAACUAAUACCACAAGAUUCUCCAAAAGUCAAUGGCUUUGGAUUUGUAGCUACACCGUCUCCUGUGCCAGGAGUUGAUGAGUCCCCACUUAUGACAUGGGGUGAAGUUGAGAGCACUCCCUUUCGUUUGGAUGGAUCAGAGACACCAUAUUUGGAGAAGACACCGGGACCAUCGUUUAAGAUUCUGGAGCCAGGUCGUAGGGAGCGAUUGGGUCUGAAAAUGGCUAAUGAAGCUGCUGCAAAAAAUAGAGCAAACAAGCAGGAUGCUUUAAGGAAAGUGACUGAGAGCCUGGCCAGCUUGACACCUAAAGGAGGACUCAGUCCAUCUAUGUCUCCUGCUCUUCAGCGUUUGGUAAACAGAACAUCAAGUAAAUAUACAGAUAAAGCUCUAAGGGCCAGCUAUACCCCAUCUCCUGCGCACUCUGGAUCCCAUGCCUAUAAAACCCCAGGAGGCCCACGACUCACACCUACUGUUACCCCCACUCCAGGAGCUGCUUCACGAACUCCUACUGUACCCGAUCCCACCUCCAUUACUGAUAAUUUACUACAUUUACCCAAACGAAGAAAGGCAUCAGACUUCUUUUAAGUGGUGGGAGUUAUAUUGUCAUAUAUGACUCUAUUGUUUAUCUGGGCCAAACACUAAAUGUUGUUAGGUGGAACCUUGUGAAGAUUAGGGGACCAGACUGUAAAUAUUACUCUCUUUAUAGAGAAUGAAGAUGGAAAUGCUAAUUUAAUAGCAACUGAUUGUGUUCAUAUACUUCUUUUUAAUAAUUUAAAUGAAAUGUUGCUCAAAGACUUCAUGUUUGCAGUAUACCUUUUUGCAUUAUGCAAAUUUUAUAUUUUGCGAACACUAUAAACACUUUCUCUGUUGUACAUU